GGUGGGUGGAUGACAAGAGAAUGUUUUACAGGGCUUCAAGGAGAUGGAUAUGGACGUCAUUGGCGACUUCCAUUACGCAGAAGAUGAGUUCAAAGGUCCUGAUGAUAACCUAAGUGAUUUGGAAGAAACAGAGACAGGAACUCCUGAUAAAGAAGAGGCAGAAGAUAAGGAUGAUGAGGAACUCAUGGAGAAUUUCAACUUCCUAUCAUCUCGAGGGCUUAUGAAGACGAGUGGUGAGAACGCAGGUAUCAGUGAAGCAGGUACAGCACCCCCCAUUCCCAGUGAAAAUGACGAGCAAACCUCAGGACCACCAAGCCCGCCUCAGGGAGAGACACUACCAGAACCUACAGCACAAAGCUAGUUUCCAGACAAGGCUGAGGAGUGGGAGAGUUGAGGAUGUAAAAAGCAAGUGGAACAGCCACAACAGCUCAGGACUGCGAUGCCUGAAACGUACUUCCAAUUCAAAAUGCUCUCGAUAACCUCACAGAAACUCCCAUGGAAUUGCUUUUGUUUAGUUUUGUAUUAAUUGUAAUGGAUGUUGUAUCGACACAAACCACCCAGCAGUCAUCGUUUCAUGAAUAUUAAAGAGUUCCAGUGGCUUAGUGAAAAGGAAUCCAGACUUCGCUUGUACGUGGUCGAGUUUCAAAUGUUACGGUCUUAAAGGAAAAAAAAAAGAGUGUAUCUGUGGAAUUAAGGAUAGAUUUGGUUUCAUUGAGCAACAUUUUUAGAUGUAUUAUGCAGAUUAGGGGAAUGUGCCUAGACAAGUUACACAGGAGGGUGGAGAUUUUUUUUUCCCCCUUUUCGCAUACUGGGUAAAUUGCCAAAUCGUACUUGUUUAGAUAUUUUAUUCAAUGCCCUGUUGCUCAUAAAACAGUAGUAUUCUUUAUUGGUUUUUAAUGACUAGGAAAUAUACAGGUCUGAAAAUAGAUCAAAAACAAAUUAUACACGUCCACACUAGUGAUACAACUCCUGUCUUUUCAUUUUCCUUUCUUUCGUCAUUUUUCUUUUUUCUUUCUUUCUUUUUUUUUUUCUCUUCAUUCUCUUUUAGAACUUUUGCAACUGAGAGGAUCAGGAACUGUUUUUGUUCCAUAUAGAUUUUCCUUUUUUUUAUAUGGUUUUGUAUCAGUAGCAAAAAAAAGAAAAUGUGAAUUACAAAGACCCAUUUCACGAUCAUGCAUUAGUUAAGCCAAGUUGAAGAAGUAGGGUUUAGGUUCUUGUGUUAAUCAUUGCUUUGUGCUAUUGAAUCAAGUUGGUGAUACGUGUGUGAUUUUUAUUUGCAUGAGCUCACUAAAGGUAUUAUGUUCAGACUCUCGCUCAACUAAGAGUAAAGCAGAAACAUUCAGAGAUGUUAUUUAGACCCCAAUCAACAGGUCUAGAAGAGCAAUAAUAAUCUAAACAUUCUACUACCGGUGAGGUCCAUUGUGCCGAAGAGAUUCAGCUGAUCCAGAUAACGUGCAACUCUUCUGUUUAGAAUAUUGGCUCCAAGGCAGAUCCUGGAGAUAGCUGACCUAUUCAUUCCACAAUACUUGGAAACCGUUUCUCCUCAAAUUAUGGUUAAAAUGAGGGAUGCAUUUCCUGUCUUCUACGGGUCCCCACUCUGACCAUUUACUCCUUGAAUAUUAUUUCCUAUUCCUGAAUAACAGAGGCACCCCUUUUGAUAUAGGCACUCUCAUACAGAUUUCAAAAACCUCUCCACAAAGAGCAUGAGGUCAGUAAUGUCGUUGCAGAGGUUAACAGUGCACGAUGUCUGUCUGUGAUUGGUGGCAAAUGCCCAGUGUAGCAUACUUUUUAUCUUUGUAGAUAAUAUUAUAACUUCUGAUUUGGUGCUACUGUUUAUUUAUUGAUAGAUAAAUACGACCAUCAGUUAUUUGCCUAGGGUUAAGUAGGGUUCACAAGAGACACUCAGCCUUUCUUGAGAAGUUGUAUUGUACCUUUUUCUGUUGCUUUGUAUAGUUUGAAGAUUAACUGUCAGAAUAUCUUGGAAAGGUUAAACUUCUCCCCAGCUACCUUGUUUUGUGUAUAUUUCCUCUCAUUGAUGCGUACAACAUUCUGGUUGACGAAAGUUGUCAGUAUGGUGGUGUUUCUUGUGCAAAGAUGAAUCCUAAAUGCUCCUAGACAUUUAACCUUCUCCAGGUUUUUCCACUAUCCUUGUUAGUACAGAAGUGUUAGAACAUUAUAGUUUUGGUUAUUAUAAUCAACAGAUCCAGUUUUGGAGUGCUUAUUAUUAGCAUCAUCAGGCCCCUGACCUCUUCAAUUCCAUAUAACUGUUCAAGUAAUACAUGCUUUGGUGCCAGUGUUCAUUAUUUAUGCAUGGUGAAUUGGUGAAAAUGGCAUUCCAGUUUGUCAUUACCAGCAAACUUUUAGAUUUAAGAUUUUUCUUGUGUCAUAUUGGAAAUGGAGUUCUGCUACUUGAUUGGUAUAAUUUUUACAAUAGCAUUCUUAUUGAAAGUGCUUUUGUGUGUAUGGAAGUGUGGUGGCAAUACUCAUGCCAUUAUGAGAUGUACAUAAAGGAUACCUUUAAUUAGAA
Messenger RNA from Penaeus indicus, 2527 nucleotides. RefSeq lists its product as uncharacterized. Bases 44 to 361 code for a protein of 105 amino acids. Lineage: Eukaryota; Metazoa; Arthropoda; Malacostraca; Decapoda; Penaeidae. The record is from RefSeq and is a predicted model, not a curated record. The transcript has 4 exons.